Molecule: messenger RNA, 6215 nt
Organism: Eurytemora carolleeae
Lineage: Eukaryota; Metazoa; Arthropoda; Copepoda; Calanoida; Temoridae
Product: myosin heavy chain, muscle
Exons: 32
Coding region: 42-5819 (1925 amino acids)
Cellular component (GO): myosin complex
Molecular function (GO): actin filament binding; ATP binding; cytoskeletal motor activity
Source: RefSeq, a predicted model, not a curated record
AUCAGUCUGCCCCAUAUCCUGCCACCUUCAGGAGUUCAGAUAUGCCUGGAAAUGAGAAGAUUGGAAGUGGGACUGGAGUGGAUCCUGACCCUGCUCCCUACCUCUACGUUACCUUCGACAUGAAGAGGAAUGACAUGAGCAAACCCUACGAUCCUAAGAAGUCCUACUGGGUUCCUGAUGGUGAGGGAGGGUUCCUGGAGGGUCUCUUGGAGAGCGAGAACGGAGGGAAGGUUGUCGUUAUGAUCCAACAUGAGAAGAGAACCUUGAAGAAGGAGCAGAUUCAGCAGGUGAAUCCUCCAAAGUUUGAGAAGUGUGAGGAUAUGUCUAACCUGACCUACCUGAACGAGGCAAGUGUCUUGCAUAACCUGAAAGCAAGAUAUCAGGCUCAACUUAUAUAUACCUACUCUGGGUUGUUCUGUGUCGCCAUCAACCCCUACAAGAGGUUGCCCAUCUACACCAACACCACCGUCAAGCUCUACUUGGGCAAGAGGAGGACUGAGGUUCCUCCUCAUCUGUUUGCAAUCUCUGAUCUGGCCUAUAGAAACAUGCUGGACAAGGGAGUCUGCCAAUCCAUCCUGGUCACCGGGGAGUCUGGAGCUGGUAAAACUGAGAAUACCAAGAAGGUUAUCUCCUACUUUGCCAUGGUGGGAGCUAGAGAUGGUCCGAAGACCAGUAACAAGGUUUCCUUAGAGGACCAGAUCGUACAGACCAAUCCUAUUCUUGAAUCCUUCGGAAACGCUAAGACUGCCAGAAAUGACAACUCCUCAAGAUUUGGUAAGUUUAUCCGGAUUCAUUUCAACUCUAGCGGUAAACUGGCAGGGUGUGAUAUAGAAACCUAUCUUCUGGAGAAAGCUAGGAUCACAUUUCAGCAGGAGGUAGAGAGGUCCUACCAUAUCUUCUACCAAAUGAUGGAGCCCGCUGUUCCAGACUUGAAGAAGAAAUGCUUUCUCUCCAAUGAUAUCUAUGACUAUCACUUUGUCAGCAUGGGGAAAACCAAGGUCCCCUCUAUCGAUGAUAACGAGGAUCUGGAGUUUACCCACGAAGCAUUCCGAAUUCUAUGUUUUGGCGAGGAGAAUACUUACAACGUGUACAGGGCAACAGCUGCUGUUAUGCAUAUGGGAGAACUGAAGUUCAAGCAGAAAGGUCGUGAAGAACAGUGCGAACCGGAUAAUCCGGCUCAGGCUAAAAAGGUAGCUGCGUUGCUUGGAAUAGAGCCUGAGAGUAUGAUGAAAGCUUUCUGCAAACCUAAGAUCAAGGUUGGAACUGAAUGGGUGACGAAGGGUCAGAAUAUCGACCAGUCCUACCACUCCGUCGCUGGUAUCGCCAGGGGCCUCUACGAGAGGGUCUUCAAUUUCCUUGUGGAGAAGUGUAAUGAGACUCUUGUGGAUGAUACAAUGAAGAAAGUAGUUUUUAUCGGAGUUCUGGAUAUUGCUGGCUUUGAAAUAUUUGAGUUCAACGGAUUUGAGCAACUUUGCAUAAACUUCUGUAAUGAGAAGCUACAGCAAUUCUUCAAUCAUCAUAUGUUCGUCCUGGAACAGGAGGAGUAUCUCAAGGAAGGGAUAGACUGGGAAAUGGUAGACUUUGGAAUGGAUCUUCAGUCUUGCAUCACCAUGUUCGAGAAACCUCUAGGUAUCCUUUCUAUUCUUGAAGAAGAAUCUCUGUUUCCUAAAGCAACUGAUAAGACCUUCGAGGAUAAGCUGAAAGCAAACCAUCUUGGGAAAUCACCAAACUUUGUGAAAGCAAUCACGAAGCAUGAUAAGAAUGCACAUUUUGCUAUAGUUCACUAUGCUGGUACGGUGUCCUAUAAUGUGACUAGCUGGCUGGAAAAGAACAAGGAUCCUCUCAACGACACUGUGAUCGAGCUCCUGAAGUCCGGAGAGAAUAAACUUAUCAAUCAUGUGUUCCGAGAUCAUCCAGGACAGGGUAGGGAGGAGGACGGAGAUCAGAAGGGGAAAAAGAAGAAGGGUGGUGGUGCCAAAACUGUAUCAACCUUCUACACCAAGCAGUUGAACUCUCUGAUGACUACGCUUCAUGCCACGGAGCCUCAUUUUAUUCGUUGCAUUAUUCCUAACACUCACAAGCAGCCGGGGCAGAUAGAACCUGCACUUGUUCUUCACCAGCUUACUUGCAAUGGUGUCCUUGAAGGGAUCAGGAUUUGUAUGAGAGGAUUUCCCAACAGAAUGCCAUAUCCCGAGUUUAUCUUCAGGUAUGGUAUUCUCCAGAACGGGAAGCCAAACUCAUCAGAUGAAAAGGUUCAAGCUGCUGCCAUUUGCACAGAGAUGUUGAACAAGGAGAAGUAUCGAAUUGGAAUGUGUAAGAUUUUCUUCCGUGCAGGAGUUUUGGGUUAUCUGGAGGAGGUUAGAGAUGAGAAGGUGACAAGAAUGAUUCGAUAUAUGCAAGGUUACUGUUAUGGCAUUCUCCGCAGAAGGGAUUUUCUGAAGAGGAAGCAACAAAGAGAUCUGCUGGUGGUUAUUCAAAAGCUUUUCAGGAGAUACCUUACUCUGCGUCAUUGGGGUUGGUUUUCCAUUAUUCAAAAAACAAAGCCUUUAAUUGGUAUGCUGAACAUUGAAGAAGAGAUCAACAUACUCGAGGAGGCUGCAACAAAAGCUGUAGAUGAAGUCCAGUUUGAAGCAACAGAGAAAAAGAGAUUAGAGAGUGCCAACACCAGGUUAAUGGAGGAAAAAAUGGCUCUUCUGAAAAGGAUUGAGAUAGAGCAAGGGGACAUUAUAUCCCUACAGGAACGCCAAGCCAAGGCUGCUGCCCAGAAGGCAGACCUAGAAAAUCAACUAGAUGAAAUGUCUGAAAAAAUUAAGGCAGAAGAGAACAGGAAAGAAGAGUUGAUUAAAGAAAAGAGAGCCAUCGAAGCAGAUGUUAGCAAUGUCCGUGGAGAUCUUUCUGAUCUUGAAGUUCAUGUUCAAAAAGCUGAACAGGAACGGGCAAAUAAAGAUCAUCAACUUAGAAGCCUUAAUGAUGAUAUUGCAAGCAAGGACGAGCUCAUCAGCAAACUCAACAAGGAGAAGAAACAUUUCCUGGAGAUCAACGGCAAAGCAGUUGAAGAGCUGCAGAAUGCUGAUGAAAAGGUGUCUCACCUCACCAUGGUGAAGAACAAGCUUGAGCAAACAUUAGAUGAUCUUGAAGAUAACUUAGAAAGGGAGAGACGCAAGAGGAAUGAGGAGGAAAAGCAAAGAAGGAAGAUAGAAGGAGAUGUCAAGUUAACUCAAGAAGCAAUCAUUGAGUUGGAAAAGGGCAAGAAAGAGUUAGACCAGUGUUUGGCCAGGAAGGAGAGAGAUAUUGCAGAGUUGACCGGCAAGCUUAGUGAAGAACAAUCUGGAGUUAGUAAGCUUACUAAAGUUAUCAAGGAAACUCAGGCAAGAGUCGAAGAAAUGGAAGAAGAGCUGGAAGCAGAACGUCAAGCAAGAGGGAAAGCUGAAAGGCAAAGAUCUGAACUUGCCAGAGAAAUGGAAGAGUUAACUGAAAGGAUAGAAGAGGCUGGUGGUGCUACUCAAGCUCAGAUGGAACUUAAUAAAAAAAGGGAAGCAGAGGUUGUCCGAAUGAGAAAAGACUUGGAAGAAAUCAAUAUUCAGCAUGAAGCAACUAUUUUCAGCUUGAAGAAAAAACAUCAGGACGCAAUCGGUGAAAUGUCGGAGCAAAUCGAACAGCUGAACAAACUCAGAGCAAAAGUUGAGAAGGAUAACUCGAAUAUUAAACAUGAGAUAGACGACCUUAAAGUUAUCUCUGAUGAAGUGAUCAGAGCUAAGGCAGCUGGAGAAAAAGCAGGGAAAACUCUCUCAACCCAGCUCUCAGACCUGAACAAGAAAAUUUCGGAAGUUAAUCUACAGGUCAAUGAUAUGGAGUUAGGCAAUAGAAAAUCCGCCAGUGAGAACUCUGAACUAAUGCGCCAGCUAGAUGACGUGGACAGCAACCUUUCAAUGCUCCAUAAGAUCAGGCAUCAGCUGAACAAUGAACUGGAGCAGGUCAAGAAGAUGUAUGAUGAGGAGUCCAAGGAAAGGCAGUCGACCUUAGGUAGGUUCCGUAACCUAAAGCAUGAGUUUGAUGGUCUGGCAGCAGUCUAUGAAGAAGAGGUUACGGCAAAGGAAAACUUCCAUCGUCAAUGCCAAAAAGCAGAAGAAGAAACAAAUCUCUGGCGAUUAAAGUAUGAAAAGGAUGGAAUUGCAAAGAUAGAAGAGCUGGAGAAUACAAAGAUGAAACUACAAGCAAGACUGGCGGAAUGUGAAGGAACAGUGGAAAAUCUUAAUACAAAGCUUGUUCAACUUGAGAAGAGUAAAAACCAGCUUCAGGAGAAUAUUGAGGAUAUUACUGCCAAGGUUGAUCAGGCAAACAUCAUUAAUAUUCAGAUGGACAAGAAGUUGAAACAGUUUGACAAAGUGGUUCAUGAUUGGAAGAUCAAGGCGGAUAAUAUGAGCCAAGAGCUUGAAUAUUCCCAACGGGAUUGCAGGAAUGUGUCCACUGAGCUGUUCCGAGUAAAGAAUGGAUAUGAAGAAUGCAUGGGCCAACUUGAUGAGGUCAAGAGGGAGAAUAAAAUGCUUAGUGAUGACAUCAGGGAUAUUAUGGAGCAGAUAAGUGAGGGUGGAAGGUCAAUUCAUGAAAUUGAAAAGCAGAGGAAGCGACUUGAGACUGAAAAACAAGAGCUUCAGGCAGCUCUUGAAGAAGCUGAAGCUACUCUUGAGCAAGAAGAGAACAAGAAUGCACGUCUUCAGCUGGAGAUUGACCAGGUCAAGAAUGACAUUGAGAAGAGGCUCCAGGAGAAGGAAGAAGAAUUUGAGAUAACAAAGAAAAACCAUCACAGGAUGACAGAGCAAAUUCAAGAAACUUUGGAGGAUGAAAGCAAAGCUAAAGCUGAGCUAAUGCGAUGCCGCAAGAAGCUUGAGGCUGAUGUAAGUGAACUUGAAGGUGCUCUAGAGCAAGCAAAUCAUGUUCAUGAAGAAAACCAGCGAAAUAUUCGGAGAUAUCAAGAUCUUAUCCAGAAAGCAAAUAUCAAUCUUGAAGAGGAACAACAAGCCAAAGAUUUGGCGCGUGAAAAUCAUGUCAACAUGGACCGAAGAGCUCAUUCCCUACAGAAUGCCCUGGAAGAGGCAAGAACCAUUCUCGAUCAAACUGACCGGGCACGAAGAUCAGCAGAACAGGAGGUGGGAGAAUGCCAUGAGCAGCUGAGUGAUCUGAGCAUGCAGAACCAGUCCCUAGCUGGUGCGCGAAGGAAACUGGAACAGGAGGCAGAAAACCUUCGUCAGGAUUGUGAUGAUAUGAAAGGUGAGGCAAGAUCCUGUGAAGAAAGAGCUAGAAAUGCAAUGAUUGACGCGGCAAAGCUUGCUGAAGAGUUGAGAGUCGAACAAGAGCAUACAGCUCAUGCUGAACAAGCAAGAAAGAUGGCUGAUGCGCUUAUUAAAGAACUUCAAAUGAAGAUUGAUGAUGUUGAAGUGAGCUCCAUGAAACAAGGUAAGAAGGUUUGCAGUAAACUAGAAUCCCGGAUAAAGGAACUGGAAUCAGAACUAGACGCAGAACAAAGACGACUUGGAGAUAAUUCAAAGAACUUGAAGAAGGGGGAGAGAAGAAUCAAAGAAAUCGAAUUUCAGAGUGAAGAGGAGAGGAAACAGGCUGGUCAGAUGCAGGAAUUAGUUGACCGGCUUCAAAACAAGCUUAGGGCAUUCAAGCGCCAGAUAGAGGAGGCUGAGGAAAUUGCCGCGCUAAACCUCGCUAAAUACAGGAAAACACAGGGAGAUGCUGAGGAAGCUGAAGAAAGAGCUACCCUGACUGAACAAGCUGCUGCUAAACUCAAAUCUGCUGCUAGAGCCGGAUACUAAAUCUGCUGAUCCUACAAUGGUUCCCUAAAUUAAUGGAGUAUGCAGACGACUUGGAAUUUAGAACCUUCAGCGUAUUUAAUGCAAUUAAGGCGUAAAUGUUUAUGUAAAAUAGUUGCAAACAAAAUUUGCUGGAGCAGUGAACAUUUCUCUUUAACUAUUUUAAACAAUACUUAUUAUAAAAAAGUCGUCUCUGUAUUUUAUAUUAUUUUGGAAACCACUGUAAACUAACCCCCCCCCCCCCAUAUCUGUAAACACAUAUUUGUAAUGAUUAUUUAUUGUUUCAAACAUUCAUUGUUUACACAAUGUCGUCUUCUGUCUCUCGUUAGCCCAGUCGUCUUUUAUGUAAGUGUGUACGCUAUUGCUGAGUUUUAAUUAAAUUGCCUAAUUGUUUAAUAA